AUGGAGCUUACGAAAGUCCCAAUUCUGGGCAAAGAGGUUAUCCAUGUCGGGUUCAAUAUCGCGGAACACAUCGCGAAUACUAUUGUUAAAGAUUGUCCUUCGUCGACUUACGUGGUUAUCAGCGACACUAAUGUGGAAAAGGUGCCAUACUACCGUGACGUGGUCGAGACCCUAAGUUCAAGACUCACAAAGGGCUCUAGAUUGCUGAAAUACUCAGUGAAGCCUGGCGAGGCGCACAAAACUCGUGAACAGAAAGCUGCCAUUGAGGACUAUUUGCUCAUGGAAGGUUGCACUAGAGACACCGUGGUUGUUGCCAUUGGUGGCGGAAUCAUUGGCGACAUGAUAGGGUUCGUGGCUGCCACGUUCAUGAGAGGUGUCCGCGUUGUUCAAGUCCCAACCUCGUUGUUGGCCAUGGUCGACUCUUCAAUCGGCGGUAAAACUGCGGUUGACACUCCACUGGGGAAGAACUUUGUUGGUGCUUUCUGGCAACCUCAGUUUGUGUUUGUUGACAUCAAGUGGCUCGAGACGUUGCCAAAAAGAGAGUUCAUUAACGGUAUUGCCGAAGUCAUUAAGACUGCUGCUAUUUGGAAUGCUGAAGAGUUUGCGCGUCUGGAAGACAAUGCCGACAGCUUCUUGCAAGUUGUGAAUGGAUUCAAAACCACCAAGGUCUCCGUUGCAGGUCAAGUCCACCAGCUCUCGAUCACAAAUAUCGAAUCCAUUCUAGAUCACGUUUUUAAGCUGGUUUUAGAGAGUAUUAAAGUCAAAGCGCACGUUGUGUCUUCUGAUGAACGUGAGUCUGGCCUAAGAAAUUUGCUUAACUUUGGCCACACCAUUGGACAUGCUUACGAAGCCAUUUUGACACCACAAGCACUUCAUGGUGAAUGUGUUUCGAUCGGUAUGAUCAAAGAAGCAGAGUUGUCACGCUAUUUAAACAUCUUGUCUCCAACACAAGUUGCCCGUUUAACUAAAAUUCUAGCUGCUUACGGUCUUCCUAUUUCUCCAGAUCAAAAAUGGUUUCAGGAGUUGACUUUACACAAAAAAACUCCAUUGAAUGUGUUACUUCAGAAAAUGAGUAUUGAUAAGAAAAACGAUGGCUCUAAGAAAAAAGCUGUUCUCCUUGAAACCAUCGGAAAGUGCUAUGGUACCUCAGCGCAUUAUGUUUCCGAUCAAGAUUUAAGAUUUGUGUUAACUGACGAAGUUUUGGUCCACCCAUUCAAGACUUUAGAAAAUGGUCAAGCCAAGACCAUCAUUCCACCUGGAUCUAAAUCCAUUUCUAAUCGUGCGUUAGUUCUGGCUGCUCUAGGUGAGGGUACUUGUAAGAUAAAGAACUUGCUUCACUCCGAUGAUACCAAACAUAUGUUGGCAGCUGUCCAACAACUGAAAGGUGCUUCGAUCUCAUGGGAAGAUAAUGGAGAGACUGUUGUUGUAGAGGGGCAUGGAGGAAAGACAUUAGAAGCGACUUCUGAACCUCUUUACCUGGGGAAUGCUGGUACGGCUUCUAGAUUCUUAACAUCUGUUGCCGCACUAGUUAAGUCGACAUCGAAUCAAAAAAGUGUAGUUCUCACUGGUAACGCCAGAAUGCAAGAAAGACCUGUUGGUCCAUUGGUGGACUCUUUGAAAGAGAAUGGUACCAAGAUUACUUAUUUGAACAAAGAAGGCUCCCUUCCUUUGAAAAUUGAUACAGACUCCCAUUUCAGGGGUGGAAGGAUCGAGCUGGCCGCCACCGUCUCUUCUCAGUAUGUCUCAUCAAUCCUCAUGUGCGCUCCAUACGCCGAUGAGCCCGUCACGCUAUCCUUGGUGGGCGGCAAACCUAUUUCGAAGCUUUACAUUGACAUGACCAUUAAAAUGAUGGAAAAAUUCGGCAUCGAAGUCAAGCCUUCCACUACCGAGCCUCACACGUACCAUAUACCGAAAGGCAUUUAUGUCAAUCCUUCUGAGUACGUCAUCGAAAGUGACGCUUCAUCCGCUACGUACCCACUAGCGUAUGCUGCUAUGACUGGAACGACAGUCACUGUUCCUAAUAUUGGAUUUGAAUCAUUGCAAGGUGACGCCAGGUUUGCGCGUGAUGUGUUAAGGCCUAUGGGCUGUGUUGUCACACAAAGUGAAACAUCUACUACCGUGACGGGACCUGCGGUCGGAUCAUUGAAGCCCUUGAAGCACGUCGAUAUGGAGCCAAUGACGGACGCGUUUUUAACUGCCUGUGUCGUGGCAGCUGUUGCUCAUGAUAACGAAAAAGGAACUUGCAAUGUUACAACCAUCGAAGGUAUCGCCAACCAACGUGUCAAAGAGUGUAAUAGAAUUUUGGCCAUGGUUACAGAAUUGGCCAAAUUUGGGGUCAAAGCCAACGAAUUGCCUGAUGGUAUCCAGGUUCAUGGCCUCAAUUCGUUAAGUGAAUUGAAAGUUCCCGAAUCUAUUGACUCAUAUGAUGACCAUCGAGUUGCGAUGAGUUUCUCACUUUUGGCAGGUAUGGUCCCAUCCAGUAAGGAUGAUGCUGCUAAGAUGACUAGAAUUUUGGAAAGACAUUGUACCGGUAAAACCUGGCCUGGCUGGUGGGACAUUUUACACACCGAAUUAGGCGCCACUUUGGAUGGUGAUGAACCAUUGGCGAGUGUUGUGAAAAGUGCCAGCAACAGUAUUGUCAUAAUAGGUAUGAGAGCAGCUGGAAAAUCCACCGUAAGCAGUUGGUGUGCCAACGCUUUAGGUUACAAGUUCCUGGACCUUGACAUCGUUUUCGAAGAACAAUAUGGGAAGGGCACUGUUAAGGAUUUCGUUGCCAAAGAAGGGUGGGAAGCUUUCCGCGCAAUGGAAGCUCGGAUCUUUAAAGAAACUGUCGCAAAAUGUGGCCAAGGUUAUGUGCUGUCAACUGGGGGAGGGAUUGUUGAAAGCCCAGAAUCCAGAAGAGCUUUGAAAGAGUUUGCUAGCCAUGAUGGAAUUGUGUUGCAUUUAAACCGCGAUAUUGACGAGACAAUAAAUUUCUUACGGAGUGACCCUACAAGGCCUGCAUAUGUUGAAGAGAUCAGAGACGUAUGGGAAAGAAGGGAACAGUGGUAUCACAGUUGUGCUAAUUUCAUUUUCUUUGCACCACACUGUGGCAAUGGUGCUGAGUUUAGUCAAUUACGGAAAGUAUUCGAAACCUACAUUCUCACAAUAACGGGCAAACACAAAGUUUCGGUUCCAACUACUAGAUCCGCGUUUGUCUGCUUGACCUUUGACGACCUAAAUGAUCAUAAAGAUAAGCUCGUCGAUAUUACUUAUGGUUGUGACGCAGUCGAAAUUCGCGUUGACCACUUGAAGAGUUAUGAUCUGUCCUUUGUUACCAAACAAUUGAGCUUGUUACGUACCGUAACAAAUUCUUUACCUAUUAUCUUCACGGUCAGAACUAAAAGUCAGGGUGGUCGUUUCCCUGAUGAAAAUCAGACAGAGCUCUUUGAUUUAUUAAUGCUUGCAUUGAAGGUAGGUGUCGAGUUCAUUGAUCUUGAAUUAACUUUGCCCACGGAACUACAAUACAAAAUCGUGAACAACAAGAAAAACACUAAGAUCAUUGGUUCGCACCACGACUUCGAUGCCAAAUUCAAUUGGGAGGACUCGGAGUGGGAAAACAGAUACAACCAGUCUCUUUCUUUGGACGUCGAUGUUGUCAAAUUUGUGGGAACAGCCACAUCAUUUGAGGAUAACAUCAAAUUGGAACAUUUCAGAUCGACCCACGUCAGCAAGCCCUUGAUUGCUAUAAAUAUGACCGAGACAGGCAAGAUGUCCAGAGUGAUGAACACAGUUCUCACACCAGUAACCUCGACCUUAUUGCCAUCAGCUUCAGCGCCUGGGCAAUUAACAUUGGCCCAGAUUAACCAAAUCUACGCGUCCCUGGGGGGCCUCUCUAACAAAGAGUUUCAUCUCGUCGGAACACCUUUGGGACACUCCAGGUCUCCAAUUUUGCACAACACAGGCUUCAAAAUAUUAGGUUUGCCCUAUACUUUCAGCAAACACGAAACUGCCUCUGCAGCUGAAGUGAAAGAAAAGCUUCUCUCGAAGUCUUCCCUCGGUGGUCUUGCCGUUACCAUUCCGCUAAAGUUGGACAUCAUAAAUUACAUGGAUGAGCUUGCUGAAUCGGCCAAGUUAAUUGGUGCUGUAAACACUGUGAUUCCGCUAUCAGACGGUAGGCUCAGAGGUGAUAAUACCGAUUGGCUUGGCAUUCGCAACUCAUUUAUAGCCAAUGGCGUUCCUGAAAAUGUUGGAGCGACAGCGGGUAUUGUUAUUGGUGCGGGCGGCACCGCUAGAGCAGCCAUAUAUGCGCUACACAAGCUAGGUUGUUCCACCAUCUAUAGCGUCAACAGGACGACGGAGAAAUCACACCAAAUGAAGGCGGAAUUCCCAUCGGAAUACAACAUUGAGGUUUUAGAAACUUGCGAGCAAAUAGAAAAUUUGUCACAGGACAACAUUGCACUUGCCGUCAGUUGUGUGCCAGCUGACAAGCCUUUGGACGAUGCACUACUCGCCAAGAUUGAGAAACUGUUGGCUAAGACGAAAGACGCAAAAUUUGCUCCAAGUCUAAUCGAAGCAGCUUACAAGCCAAGUGUGACCCCAAUCAUGAAAAUCGCUGAAUCAAAAUUCCAGUGGCAGGUAAUUCCAGGUGCGCAAAUGCUGGUGCACCAAGGUGUUGCUCAAUUCAAGUUGUGGACAGGGUUCAGAGCACCCUUCAAAGCUGUAUUCCAAGCUGUCACAGAGCAGUAG
Lachancea nothofagi CBS 11611 is the source of this 4728-nucleotide messenger RNA. Lineage: Eukaryota; Fungi; Ascomycota; Saccharomycetes; Saccharomycetales; Saccharomycetaceae. The record is from the annotation of a GenBank genome assembly.